Messenger RNA from Fusarium proliferatum ET1, 675 nucleotides. RefSeq lists its product as uncharacterized. NCBI's taxonomy places the organism in Eukaryota, Fungi, Ascomycota, Sordariomycetes, Hypocreales, Nectriaceae. The record is from RefSeq and is a predicted model, not a curated record. The coding region runs from base 1 to 675 and encodes 224 amino acids. The transcript has 2 exons.
AUGCCGGGACCAGGCAAGACUUUUGCGCCUCUCAAGGCAACCGAGUACUUCUCGCCUUACCAUCGCUCAGGCGCUCCAAAAUCUUCCCAAAUACCCGAUCAAGAUGAUCCAUACGCGAAACUUCGCGCAAAAGCGUUGACAGUUCUUGAAGCACAGGGAUUUGAAGCCAAGACCAUGGUAGAACGCGGUGUGACCUGGGCAGAAGAUCAAGACCCGUUCGGGCAUGUCGCGCACUCACAGUAUUUGCAUUUCUUUGGUAUUUGCUGGCAGCGCGUCAUGGAAAGCUACGACGAGUUCCUAUCUAAGCAGGAAUACGAAGACAUGAUCAAGGGCAAAACUGUCAUCCCCGUUGUGCACAAGUACGAGAUAUUGUUGAAGAGACAAGUUCGAUAUCCAGACUCGCUCAUUGUGGCCAAUCGUGAAGAAAAGUUCACACCGAACCAUAAUAUUGGCACAACAGUCCUUUUUUCUUUACAGCAGCAAGCAGUAGUGGCCCAGGUUACGGGAUCAAUUACAUACAUCGAUGCGAAAACUGGUCGACCAAUUGAUAUCAGGACUGUGAGCGAUGGUUGGGCCAAGUUGUAUGAUGGAUUCACCCGCAAGGUUGAAACGGCAACGGCCCUUCUACGCAAGUGGGAAGAGGAGCAUCCACCCAAGACUAAGACGAAACUGUAG